AGUUAAUUUUGUACAACUAGAAAGUUCUCUUUUCACGUCACUUUUUCCACCCCAUCUUGCGGUUCAUACAUCAAUAAUCAAUCACCUACAAAGACCAAUAAAGUAUCAUCCAUCCUUAUUGGCUAUUCCUUCCCUUUUCUACUUCAACACUUAUAAAUUAAUCAUUUCUGAGUUUUAUAGCUUACUAAACUAAUUUUGUAAUAAGCUCUUGGAUCUCUCAUUGUACAGAUCUUAUUGAGUGUUUAACAACAAAUCUAAAUUUUGGGUCAUAAAAAUGGUGCUCAUUUCUUGUGGACCUUUAUUAGUGGUGCUCUUGGUUGUGGCUGCCUCCCCUGUUUUUGGUAAUGAUCCUGAUAUGCUCCAAGAUGUUUGUGUUGCUGAUAUCACUUUUGGAGUGAAGUUAAAUGGAUUUGCAUGCAAGAACGCAGCAAACAUAACAGCAGAUGACUUCUUCUUUAGUGGAAUAUCCAAACCGGGAUUGACCAACAAUACAAUGGGAUCUUUAGUAACCGGAGCCAAUGUUGAAAAAAUACCGGGCUUAAACACACUGGGAGUAUCCAUGGGUCGUAUCGAUUUUGGGCCGGGCGGGCUUAACCCACCUCACACCCACCCACGUGCCACAGAAAUGAUCUUUGUACUCUACGGUGAAUUGGAUGUAGGAUUUAUUACUACUUCAAAUAAGCUGAUUUCUAAGCAUAUUAAAACCGGUGAAACCUUUGUGUUUCCAAGAGGGUUGGUUCAUUUUCAGAAAAAUAACGGGAAAAAACCUGCUGCCGUUGUAACUGCUUUCAACAGUCAGUUGCCUGGUACCCAAUCAAUUGCUGCCACAUUGUUUACAUCGACGCCACCUGUCCCUAAUAAUGUUUUGACUAUGGCGUUUCAGGUUGGUACUAAGCAAGUUGAGAAGAUUAGGGCUAAACUUGCCCCUAAGAAAUAAGUGAUUUCAAAUUUGAUUAUAAGUAGACAUUUUUAUUUGGGAGUAAUUUUUUAUCUUAUGGUCAUCAUUUGACAAAUUUAUUAUCAGACUUGUACAACAAGAUCCAUAUAAAAGAGAGUUAAUUACACAAAAAUAUAAUAAAAUUGCAUCCUAAAA
Amaranthus tricolor (Joseph's coat) is the source of this 1093-nucleotide messenger RNA. Its product is annotated as germin-like protein 5-1. Gene Ontology annotation, molecular function: manganese ion binding. The record is from RefSeq and is a predicted model, not a curated record. Gene Ontology annotation, biological process: plasmodesmata-mediated intercellular transport; regulation of root development. Bases 275 to 937 code for a protein of 220 amino acids. NCBI's taxonomy places the organism in Eukaryota, Viridiplantae, Streptophyta, Magnoliopsida, Caryophyllales, Amaranthaceae. The transcript has 2 exons. Gene Ontology annotation, cellular component: cell wall; plasmodesma.